Dicentrarchus labrax (European seabass) is the source of this 2023-nucleotide messenger RNA. It is a transcript of the gene rxfp3.3a1, whose product is annotated as relaxin family peptide receptor 3.3a1. NCBI's taxonomy places the organism in Eukaryota, Metazoa, Chordata, Actinopteri, Moronidae. The coding region runs from base 305 to 1291 and encodes 328 amino acids. The transcript has a single exon. The record is from RefSeq and is a predicted model, not a curated record. Gene Ontology annotation, molecular function: G protein-coupled receptor activity. Gene Ontology annotation, biological process: G protein-coupled receptor signaling pathway; immune response. Gene Ontology annotation, cellular component: membrane.
GGGGAGCCUCCGCAACGCACAAGAACGACGGGCGCAUCAGACCCAGUGAACACCUCAACCCCACCAUCUCUUUCAUCCUGUCAGAGCAAUGCUGUUGGAUGAUUAUGCGCCUUGGGGGAGAAAGGAGGGGAGAUGACAGGAGGGGUGGGGUGGAUUCUGACGGAGGAGUCGGGAUGGCUUCACGUACUUGUCACUAAUGUGGCACUCUUAAGAUCCAGCUGCAUUUGGACAUGUUUUCAUUGAGCUUGUUUAUGGACUUCUCUCUGGUUAGAUUAUCUUGAAGUGUCCGUGAGCUGCUGGAACAAUGAAUGAGGGAAAUGAAAGCGUGUGUUUGAACAGGUCUCUGACUGAGAUGGACAGCUUCAGCAACCUGGAGGACAUCGACGUGACAGCUGACGGGAGCCCGAUUCUGAGAUUCCUCAUCUGCCUGGUUUAUUCUGUAGUCUGCGCUGCGGGUCUGAUGGGCAACCUGCUGGUCCUCUUCUUCAUCAGGGUCAAACAAGAGAGGAAGAAGUCCAGGGUGAACUUCUUUGUGCUCAACUUGGCAGUGACGGACCUGCAGUUCGUGCUCACUCUGCCCUUCUGGGCUGUGGACACCAUGCUGGACUUCAGCUGGCCGUUUGGAGACGCCAUGUGUAAAAUCAUCCUGUCGGUCACCGUGAUGAACAUGUACGCCAGCGUGUUUUUUCUCACUGCCAUGAGUGUGACCCGCUACUGCUCAGUCGCCUCGGCUCUGAAGAACAGAACCGUGCAUAAGUCCUGUUCCACCAAGUGGAUUUGCGCAAUCAUUUGGACACUGGCGACUCUGGCGACUGCGCCGACGUCGAUUUUCUCAACUGUCAGCAACGUAACCGGAGAAAAACUCUGUUUGCUGAGGUUUCCAGGUGGGCAGUACUGGUUAGCAGUUUAUCACAUACAGAAAAUACUUGUAGGUUUCGUAUUGCCGAUGUCCAUCGUGUCCAUCAGCUACAUCAUGCUGCUGCGUUUCAUCCGCAACCGGAGUAUGAAAACAAGCAACCCCAAACGGAGAUCCCAAGUUACAAAAUCUAUCACCAUCGUCGUGUUGUCCUUCUUCCUGUGCUGGAUGCCAAACCAUGCCAUCACCCUGUGGAGUGUGCUGGUCAAACUGAACGCAGCAAACUGGGACAGAGCAUACUACAUAGUGCACACAUAUGUGUUCCCACUGACCGUCUGUCUGGCGCACACCAACAGCUGCCUGAACCCCAUUAUUUACUGCCUCAUGAGGAAGGAGUUCAGAAACAAACUGAGAGAUCUGAUGCGCAGAGGAUAGUGGUUGAGGAUGAUCUGACAGAGCGGGAAGCGUAUUGACAAACAGCAAACGAGACGCACCGAGUGCGCACGGCGAAAAAAAGGCAUGGAGUGAGAGAGGAGAGCUGUCAGAAAGCACAAUGAGGACAGGCGACAUCAUGUUAAGACUAUUUACUGUAUUCUGCUUAAGGAAACUGUGACCUUUAUUAGCGCUUCUUGUAUUUAAAUGCUUGCGUAAUGUGGCUCAUGUCUAUGGAGAAACCACUGCUAGUUUAGGGCUGUACGCAUAGGAAUAGCUAAUUAUGUGUAAAAAAAAUUAUUAAACUGACGACUACAGUGCCAUUGCUUGGUAAAUAACCAUUAGGAGUGACGUAUCUCUAGUCCACAGUCUAAGUGACUGCAUGUGUCAUUGCUCAUGACAGUUAACCACGCAUCCAUGUGCUCGUGUCAUAACUGAACAGGUGGAGUAGCUGAGCGCGUUUUACAUCCAUCUGUGAAUGUCUUAGCAAAUAAUGUAACCAGUGAACGAUACGUGUGUUUAUCAGACAGUAAUGGAUGCAAACAUCACGCCAUCACUUGCUUAAGAAAAGGGAGGAAAGGUUACAGGUCGUGUUUGUAAGACAUGAAUAAGUUAUUGACAACAGUGUUCCAAGAAUAUUUGGACAAUAAAAUGUAUGAAAUAUGAUUGUAAAUAAAAAAAAAAACUGUAUACAUUGUGUGUGAUAAUAAAAAUGAGAUCAAGUUGUCACAUGGA